AUGACAAGUUCAGUUUCAGCCUCUGAUGCUAAUUAUGAUCCCAUGAAAGAUCCAAAACAAAGGCCAACAAAUUCAAACGAUCCAGCUUGGCAGUAUGGCUAUUGGACGACUAUUGGAAAUAGAGACUUUGUGACAUGUAAUCUUCGUGGAAAGGUAACUAAAGGCGGGGCUACAAGGCUGAAGCAACAUCUUGCAGGUGGCUAUGCAGAUAUAUUAGUGUGUAGUAAAACUACUGAAGCACUCAGGCAACAAAUGCAUGAUUACUUCAAGAAGAACAAGAGAAGCCGACCAAUAUUCUUGGAAGAGGAUGAAGGGGCAGAAGAGGUGGAGGGUCUAGCAAAUCAAAAUGCAACCACAUCCUCUCUUGCACUAGCUGUACCUUCUUCUGCGACAGCAGCAAAAAGGAGGGCAACCUCUAAUUUCAAGGCUCCGGCCACAAAAGAUGCCAAUCCAAAGGAAACCAAGACGGUUGCUCCUAUGAUUAGAAAAACACCUGAAGAGAUUGUGGAUGAGCGCCGUUCAGGUCAGUUCCAAAGCACUAUGGAGAGAAGUACGAAGAGCAAGGAAGAUAAGCACUAUGUGGAUAUGCAAUGGGCUUUGUGGUUCUAUGAGUGUGGCAUACCAUUCAAUGCUGUAGCCUCAAGGCAGUUUGAGAUUGCUUGUGAGGUCACUGCGCAAUAUGGUUUAGGCUAUAAGCCUAUGAGUAAGCACAUGUUGAGAGAGCCCUUGCUUCAAGACUGUGUGAAGGAGACAAGUAAAAUGAAGGUUGAUCAUGAACUAGCAUGGAAGCACUAUGGCUGCACCCUUAUGUCGGAUGGAUGGACCGAUAGGAGGGGACGCCACCUAAUUAACUUCCUUGUAAAUAGCAUGGAAGGGACCUACUUCUUGGAGUCUGUUGAUGCAUCAAGUGAAGCACAUGAUGCAACUAUGUUGGCUGAUUUGCUAGACAAGAGAAUUGAGAUCAUUGGAAAAGACAAGGUUGUGCAAGUUGUCACUAAUAAUGGUGCUAACUACAAGGCAGUGGGCAAGCUUCUAAUGGAGAGAAUUCCCACAUUGUAUUGGACUCCUUGUGCUGCACACUGUUUGGAUCUUAUGUUGGAGGACAUAAAGAAGCUGAAGGAAUUUAAGAAGCCUAUUGCCCGUGCCAGGCUUAUCACUACAUUCAUUUAUAGACAUGGGAGGCUUCUUAGUGCAAUGAGAGAGAAGACAGGUGGAAAGGAUCUUGUAAGACCAGCAGCCACUCGGUUUGCCACGGUAUUUCUUACUUUGAAGAGCAUGUACAGCCAGAGAGAUGCAUUGAGGUGCCUAUUUGUGAGUGAAGCAUGGACUGGUAUUAAGUUAUCAACAACAAUGGCUGGACAGAAUGUGAGUGACAUUGUCUUAUCUAAGGAAUUUUGGACCUCACUUGAAGAUUGUCUUAGAGCUUCAGCACCAUUACUUAUUGUUCUUAGGGCUGUUGAUGGUGAUGAGAAGCCUGCUAUGCCAGAGGUCUCAGCUCUAAUGACACAUGCGAAAGAGAAGAUCAAUCUGAGUUUUCCCACACAAAACAAGAAAAAUUUGCUUAAGAAAAUCAUAGUGGAGAUGAUGCUACUGCUACUAAGAGGCUGCUUCACUGAUGUGCUUGCAAAAAUUGUAGAAGAUGAUCAAAUUAGAAACAAUAUUGAUAGACAAGCCAUUCUUUAUGAGAACCAAAGAGGAGAUGCAUUUUCAAAUAAAAUGGCAAUCGCCAACAAAGAAAAAAUGGUGCCUAGUGCUCGUGGAUGUGACAUUACAUGGGAUGAUGUUGAUGAAGCUGUUGGUGCGUCACACUCUAUUCGAGGUUGCAAUGUUCCAAGGAGAGCUCACAACCGUGCUGAUCCAAUAACCUUUCAAUGGCGCUCAAGGAAUUCAGCAAUGGUUGAAGAAGAUGAGGAAGCAUAUGUGCAAUCUGAUCAAGAAGAUGACGAAGAAGAUCCACACGAUGAUGCAAACGUGAGCGAUUGUGAUGAAGCUCCUGGUGGUACUGAAGAUGGUGAAGGAAGCAUGGAUGCUACUAACAAUUUGAAUGAGUUUGAUGAUGAUUUCUAA
Messenger RNA from Oryza brachyantha (malo sina), 2067 nucleotides. RefSeq lists its product as uncharacterized. NCBI's taxonomy places the organism in Eukaryota, Viridiplantae, Streptophyta, Magnoliopsida, Poales, Poaceae. The record is from RefSeq and is a predicted model, not a curated record. The transcript has 3 exons. The coding region runs from base 1 to 2067 and encodes 688 amino acids.